Adelges cooleyi (spruce gall adelgid) is the source of this 2042-nucleotide messenger RNA. It is a transcript of the gene Blos1, whose product is annotated as biogenesis of lysosome-related organelles complex 1 subunit 1. The record is from RefSeq and is a predicted model, not a curated record. The coding region runs from base 230 to 598 and encodes 122 amino acids. Gene Ontology annotation, biological process: endosomal transport. Gene Ontology annotation, cellular component: BLOC-1 complex. The transcript has 4 exons. Lineage: Eukaryota; Metazoa; Arthropoda; Insecta; Hemiptera; Adelgidae.
UAUAAUAAAUAGAGUUAAUUGUAGCUGGUUGUUUAAAACUUUUACAGCACUUGUUUGAAUGAAGUUACUUUUUUGUGAUGCAAACGUAAAUUAUACGUUAUUAAAAUAACACUAUUGCGCCAUAAGUACAUGUUUUAAAAAAUUUCCUUUAUUAUAUAAACUUUUAUAAGUAAGUUAUAAAUCAGUUUCUAAAAAUUGUGCCGGAUUUACUUUUGAGGUGUAUGCCAAGAUGUUAUCUGCAAUAGUUAAAGAGCACCAAUCUAAACAAGCGGCACGAAAAGAAAGUCAAGAAAUCAAAAGAAAAGAAGCAGUGAACGCAUCUAAAGAAUUGACUAAUGCGCUCGUCGAACACCUUAAUGUUGGUGUUGCACAAGCAUAUCUUAAUCAAAAAAAAUUGGAUGCUGAAGCAAAACAAUUACAUCAAAGUGCCAUCGUAUUUUCCAAACAAACUUCUCAAUGGUUAUCUCUAAUUGACAACUUCAACAGUGCCCUUAAAGAAUUAGGAGAUGUUGAAAACUGGACACGUACUAUAGAAAAUGACAUGCGCAAUAUUACUACCACACUAGAAUAUGCUUAUAAAGUUACGCAAAAAAAUUAAUUGCUUAACUAGAAAGAGCAGUGGCAGAACUACAUUUCUUGUUGAGGCACGUGGAUACAGUUGUCUUGGAGGCCCUAUAAUCGUAACAACUUAUUAAACAUGUGUAAUAAUUAGGGUACAUAAAAAUAAAUAUAUUUAAUAAUAUAUUAAUAAUUUAUUAAAUUAUAAAUACAAAUUACAAUGAAAAAUUUGGGUACAUAAAAAAAAAUAUCUUAUAAACAUAAUAUAUUAAUAAUUUAUUGUGUUAAAAUGUAUAAAUACAAAUUGCUAUGAUAAUUUUUUUCUGCUUUGAUUUUGUCCAAACAAUUUUACCAACAAUAUCAAAUUCAAUUUUUAUCAAAAAAUGUUCAGUUAAUAAUUUUAAUAUUAAAUUGUUUAAUUGGAGAAUUAAUGAGGUACCAAUAUACGCAAUGUUUAUAAUAUUAUUAUAUAAAUUAUACUUUCAUAUUGUCUAACGUUUAAUACAAAAUAAUUAUUGUAAAAAUAAAAUGUCUGCCCAGACGUUUUUUCAUACUUUCUGACACUGACAACUUCAACUGUCAAGUAAAACCAUCAAAAUGAAAUUUAAAUUAUCGUUUAUAACUUAUUGUAACAAUUAAGAGGGCGUCGCACCGGUGAUUUUCAGUGGUAAAAACAUGUUUAAACAGACUGAAAAUAACUCGCUUAAUUUUGGUUUUAGAGUAAAAGCAUCCAUUAUAAAAUUAAAAGAAAACAAUAUUCCAGAGGGCUAGACGGUGCGUUUUUUAAAAAAAAAAUAAUUUUUUGGAAAGUUAGUCAUUUAAAAAUGUUAAAAUAGUCGUUAUUUCUAAACUAUGUAUUAAGCGUUAUACUUAGAAAAAUGAAAAAAACGCUCUUGCCCUCCGAAAUAUUGUUCUCUUUUAAUUUUAUAAUGGGUGCUUUUACUCUAAAUCCAAAAUAAAGCGAGUUAUUUUCAGUCUGCUUAAACAUGUAGAGAUGAAAAAACAUUUUUAAAUCGCUUUCAAGGAUGCUGUGAUAGUCCAAUAAAUAAAUUAACUACCAAAAUAGAGUCCUAGUUAUUGAACUAAUAAUUAUACAUCACAGUUUAACCUUUAAAUUAAGAUUUUGUAAAAAAAUUGCCUAUACUUUGCUCCUUAAAAAUGGGCGGUGCGACGCCCUCUUAAACAAAUUAUAAAGUAAUAGCAUAAGAAAAUCUCUUAAUAAUAUUUCUUCAAUUUGACGUAAAAUCAGGAAUCCGGGAUAAGACAUGAUAUUAUAUGUAUAUAGGUUAUUAUAUUAUGAGGUAUGUCAAAAAGUUUUUAUCAACUAUAUAUAAUGUGUAAAUUAUUAAAGUAUUAAUUGCUGUGAAUGAUAAAAAUUAUAAUUAUUUCAAAACAGUUGUAACUUUUUCGGUUUAGAUUUCGAUCAACAAUAUCAGAACUUUUUUAUCGUGUUUGAUUUUAAUAAAUACAAUACCCCGUCAUAC